AUGGCAGAAUUGUCUUUAUCAUCUCAGGACCAAUUAUGCUGUCCAGUUUGUCUGGAUCUCCUGAAGGAUCCAGUGACUAUUCCCUGUGGACACAGUUACUGUAUGAGCUGUAUUAAGGGCUACUGGGAUCAGGAUGAUCAGAGAGGAGUCUACAGCUGCCCCCAGUGUAGACAGAUCUUCACUGCAAGACCUGUUCUCAAUAAGAAUACAAUGCUGGCUGAACUGGCUGAGACAAUAAAGAAGUCAGGACUCCAGGCUGCUCCUCCUGCUGUCGGUUAUGCUGUACGUGGAGAUGUGGAGUGUGACAUCUGCACUGAGAGAAAAACUAAAGCUGUCAAGUCCUGUCUGGUUUGUCUGGCCUCAUUUUGUGAAACUCACCUCCAGCCUCACUAUGAAUCACCUGCCCUGAAGAAACAUAAGUUGGCUGAAACCCCCACACACCUAAAGGACAGGAUCUGCUCUCAACAUGACAAACUGAUGGAGAUUUACUGUCGCACUGACCAAAAAAUGAUCUGCUAUUUGUGUACAACGGAUGAACACAAAGGCCAUGAUACAGUCUCAGCAGCAGCUGAGCAGACCGAGAAACAGAGACAGCUGGGAGAGACACGGAAUAAAACCCAGCAGAGAAUCCAGGAGAGAGAGAGGGAGCUGCAGAAGCUGAAACAGGCUGUGAAGUCUCUCAGGAUCUCUGCACAGACAGCAGUGGAGGACAGUGAGAGGAUCUUUACUGAGAUGAUUGAGUCCAUUGAGAGAAAGCUCUCUGAGGUGAUAGACCAGAUAAGAGCUAAGGAGAAGGAUGAACUGAGUGUGGCUGAAGAUCACAUAAAGAAACUGGAGCAGGAGAUUUCUGAGCUGAGAAAGAGAGACACUGAGCUGGAGCAGCUUUCACACACAGAGGAUGACAUUAACUUCCUCCAGAGUUUCCAGUCUCUCUCUGUUCAUUCUGGAUACAAAGAGUUACCCAGCAUGAUUGUCAAUCCAGACUUCUCUUUUGAUGAUAUGAGAAAGUCUGUCUCUGAAGUGAUGAACAAACUAGAGGAAUUCUUCAAUGAGGAGACACUUAAGAUACCAGACAAUGUAUUUUUUUUUAAUCUCCGUGUGUCCUUAGUUCCCGAAAAAUGGACUCUCCUGCUUUCUGAGCCCAAGACGAGAAAGGGGUUCUUACAGUAUUCCUUUCAGCUCACACUGGACAUAAACACAGCACAUAAAAACCUCCAUUUCUCUGAGGGGAACAGAAGGGUUAUGGGGGCUAUAACACCACGCCCAAAUCCUGACCAUCCAGAGAGAUUUGACCAGUGGUGGCAGGUUCUGUGUGGAGAGAGUUUGUCUGGACGCUGUUACUGGGAGGUUGAGUGGAAUGGGUGGGUCUCUAUAGCAGUGUCAUACAAAGACAUCAGCAGGAAAGGAAAAGUUAAUGACAGUGGGUUUGGACUUAAUAAUCAGUCCUGGAGACUGGACUGUUAUCACUCCAGUUACACUUUCCUUCACAAUAACAAUGGGACUAAGCUCCAGGCGGUUCCCGGCUGCUCGAGAAUAGGAGUGUAUCUGGAUCACAGGGCGGGAACUCUGUCCUUCUACGGCAUCUCUGACACAAUGACCCUCCUCCACAGAGUCCAGACCACAUUCACUCAGCCCCUCUAUGCUGGAUUUUCAUUAAGCAUUUUUAGUUCAAUUACUCUUCAGGUUUUAGAUCUUUAAAAGGGUCUUUAAUAAAUCUGACUGUAACACCAGUGUCAGCAGAUUAUCAAACUCACAGCAUGAGUGUAAUUAUGUUAACGGAUACAGACAACAGCAAAA
Molecule: messenger RNA, 1797 nt
Organism: Chanos chanos (milkfish)
Lineage: Eukaryota; Metazoa; Chordata; Actinopteri; Gonorynchiformes; Chanidae
Product: tripartite motif-containing protein 16-like
Exons: 6
Coding region: 1-1698 (565 amino acids)
Molecular function (GO): protein binding; zinc ion binding
Source: RefSeq, a predicted model, not a curated record